This is a messenger RNA of Penicillium subrubescens, 552 nucleotides long. RefSeq lists its product as uncharacterized. The coding region runs from base 1 to 552 and encodes 183 amino acids. Gene Ontology annotation, molecular function: rRNA primary transcript binding. Lineage: Eukaryota; Fungi; Ascomycota; Eurotiomycetes; Eurotiales; Aspergillaceae. Gene Ontology annotation, cellular component: ribonuclease MRP complex. Gene Ontology annotation, biological process: nuclear-transcribed mRNA catabolic process, RNase MRP-dependent; maturation of 5.8S rRNA from tricistronic rRNA transcript (SSU-rRNA, 5.8S rRNA, LSU-rRNA). The record is from RefSeq and is a predicted model, not a curated record. The transcript is spliced from 2 exons.
AUGGAUACCCAGGAGAUCCAGGCAGUACAUGCGGUACUGCAUCUGGUCUCUCAUCGCAACAAGAACCAGCACCAACGGGCAAAUUGGUGGAAGUGGCUCUCCCGGCUGAAGCGCACAGCUGUUGAGCUGGGAUCGCAAAACGCGAGUGCCACGAUUCCAGCUGCUUACAAGCAGUAUCUUUCUACACAUCUGAUUCCAAGGUGUUAUUUGGCAUUCUCUACUGUGAUUGCCGAAAACCAGUUUUCGACACUGGGAAUCGUACUGUUGGCGACGUUGUCCCGAUUUGCCAAGGCAACGGGGAUAAAGUUUGAAGAGGAGACGCGCCAGCGACCGCAGAUGAAGAAAACUCUGUCUGCUCCACCCACUGAGGAUCGUGGAGAACGCGUGAGCCGUGCUGAUAUUGGCGUGGUGCCUUUAUCAGAUCAAGGACCUCAAGUCUCUCAGAAGGCGUCCGAAAAAUCUACUUCUGUCAAAGCGCCUGCCAUCAAAAAGACGAAAAAGACCAAAAAGAAGAAGAACGCCAUUGAUGAUCUAUUCAGUGGUCUAUUCUAA